Molecule: messenger RNA, 917 nt
Organism: Daphnia pulex (common water flea)
Lineage: Eukaryota; Metazoa; Arthropoda; Branchiopoda; Diplostraca; Daphniidae
Product: histone H2B.3
Exons: 1
Coding region: 57-428 (123 amino acids)
Cellular component (GO): nucleosome
Molecular function (GO): protein heterodimerization activity; structural constituent of chromatin; DNA binding
Source: RefSeq, a predicted model, not a curated record
CUAACAACCGUCACUGGUAUUUGCCUAGUAAUCUCAGAUUUACCCCAAGUCUCAGAAUGCCCCCCAAGGUUAGCGGAAAAGCUGCGAAGAAGGCCGGCAAGGCCCAGAAGAACAUCGCCAAAGGAGACAAGAAGAAGAAGCGCAAGAGGAAGGAGAGCUACGCCAUUUACAUCUACAAAGUCUUGAAGCAGGUCCAUCCCGACACUGGCAUCUCCUCCAAAGCCAUGACCAUCAUGAACAGCUUCGUCAACGACAUUUUCGAGCGCAUCGCUGGAGAGUCGUCCCGUCUUGCCCACUACAACAAGCGGUCGACCAUCACUAGCCGGGAAAUCCAGACGGCCGUCCGUCUGCUCUUGCCCGGUGAGUUGGCCAAGCACGCCGUGUCUGAAGGCACCAAGGCAGUCACCAAGUACACCAGCACCAAGUAGAUUGAUCCUCUUGGUCUCUCUACUGUAAUGACUUGUGUGAAGACCUGGCCUACUGCUUGUAGUAUAGAGCAAUCUACUACGCAGUAUCCCAAGGUCAAUCUACUACGCCGUACCUCAAGGUCGCUGUACUACGCAGUACCUUGAUGGCUUUCUCUAUUGCACCAUCUCACCUGUUGCCUAUGCAACUACAUCCGGGAUUGCGCCACACUCUGCAGUGAUGGUGCAAUCCCAACAACCUUGACAACCGCUUAUAAAAGCCCGACGCUCUGUUCAUCCAGCAGAGUCGUACCCGGCAUUGUAUUCCAACACAUCUGUUAAUAAACUGCAUUGCAAGAAUCUCCUCGUUGUUUUGUUACUUAGACUAUUGUGAAUCAUCACAAAUUGGUGAACGUGCCAGGGAUCAUCAUCGUUCAAGACGGUGACUUCCAUGAUUGAAAUGCGACCGAGCAUGACAUCCUUUUGCUUGAUCGCUUUGGUCCCUGUUAAGCU